UAUAAAAAGAUAAAGUAAUUAAUAUUUAUAAAUACUUAAGUAUCAAACCGGAAAUUGUUAAAAGGUUUUACGUAAUUUUCAUGUUUCUAUAUAAUAAGCGAAGGUGCAGCAAAACUAUUGCGUCAAAGUAAUUUAUUUUAUACCAUGAAUUUAAUUCGGUUUGUCAUAAAAUCCAGUAUUGUUGGUGGUAUCGUAUAUUAUACUUAUAAGGAAGGAUUAUGGUCAAAAUCAGAAGAAACUGCUGCAUUGUAUAAAAAAUUAAACGUAAAAAUUGCUCCAUAUGUUAAAGAAAAUGUACCUGAAAAAAUUACAAAAGAGAUAUCUCAGCUACCAAGUGUGACAGAUAUUACAAAUUUUAUUAAAGUAACUUGGAACAAAGGUGUUAUGUCCAGUAUGGGAUUUAUCUCUAAUUUACCAACACAUACUUUUAAUAGUGCUACUAGUUUAUAUGAAACUACACAAAGUUACAUAAAAGAACUUAGUGUAUAAAAACAAACAUUUUUAUGUAAUAUUGUUAGUAUUUUCUUCUAUAUAUUUUAGAUAAAUAUUAUAUAUAAUUAACAUUUAUAAAUAAGGAAUUUAUUAUUUAUUUUA
Messenger RNA from Apis mellifera (honey bee), 594 nucleotides. Its product is annotated as MICOS complex subunit MIC13. The transcript is spliced from 3 exons. Bases 145 to 489 code for a protein of 114 amino acids. Gene Ontology annotation, cellular component: MICOS complex; mitochondrial crista junction. NCBI's taxonomy places the organism in Eukaryota, Metazoa, Arthropoda, Insecta, Hymenoptera, Apidae. The record is from RefSeq and is a predicted model, not a curated record. Gene Ontology annotation, biological process: cristae formation.